AUGUCAAGAUUUACAUAUGCCCAUUAUUCUUUUGGCUUGCUGCAGUUGCACCAAGGUCAAAAUGGAGAAUUCUGGAUUGGAAGAGUUGGUUGUCAUGCUAUGCUGCCCAUCCAGCAACUGCAAGAGAUGUCGCACACCGUAGUCUUCAUGAACGUCUGUGCCCAUGGUGAUCCAAGCUGCCCUGCUGCUGACUUCCGGCAAUCCGCAAACUUGUCAAACAGUGUCCCAACAGUCUCUUCUGUGCAUUGGUGUAGCCCAUGCAUGGCACUACAUUACUCUGUUUUGGAAUGUUCUGCUGCCCAUCGAUUCCAGAUCAUGUGCCAAACACAUUGUUCCUACAAGCAUUUCUCCAAACAACCAUCAAUAGUUAUACAUGACCAGGCUGCAAAGUGCAGUGGCUAUUGUGGAAGGGAGAAACUGGUUCUGCAUUCACACUGCACUUGCCCACAGCGACCAUUAGCUUUGGUUGCCAUAUUUCAGACAAUAUCAACACACAUUUGCUCUCGUUUGUGGGUCCAGGUUGCCAGUGUUGGCGAUUCAGCUGGGCAGGGGAUGCUCAUUUUCCAUCUUGGAGUCGAUGCCGGACAUGGCAACGAUGCGGUGUUCCUGGGCUGGCCUUAUUGA
Ostreobium quekettii is the source of this 624-nucleotide messenger RNA. The record is from the annotation of a GenBank genome assembly. NCBI's taxonomy places the organism in Eukaryota, Viridiplantae, Chlorophyta, Ulvophyceae, Bryopsidales, Ostreobiaceae.